CGUUUCUUGUCACUUCUAUAUUUCCUUCUUGUAGGUGCUGACAGAACGUGAGCAGGCAGCGCACUAGAGCAGGAUUCAGCUCCUCAUACGACAUUUAUCGGAGAAAAUGAAAAGCGGAGCGAUCGUAGUCGUCUGCGCCGUCCUGGCAGCCGUGUCCGUUCUUGCACUAGAAGAAAAUGAAGACUUCUUUCCCCAUUUCACAAAGGAAAUUCCCAUGAAGCCAGCUUUGGAAUAUUCCACUUCUCAUCCUCCCCAUGUGACCAACCACACAACUGCUCCCCAUGUGACCAACCACACAACUGCUCCCCCUGUGACUAACCAUACAACUGCCCCUGUGACCAAUCAUACAACUGCUCAUGUGACCAAUCAUACAACUGCACAUGUGACCAAUCAUACAACUGCACAUGUGACCAAUCAUACAACAGCCCCUACUGUUAAGCCACCUGGACCAACACCACCUGGAACAAUGAAAGCAGGAGACUACAAUGUGACGACUGGAAGAGGAAAUGAAUUGUGUGUCAAGGCCAUCUUUGAAGCCGUGAUUAAGAAUCAAGGACAAAAACAGACUAAUACAUUCAUUAUACAGCCAGACCAGACCAAUUUCACCGGCAGUUGUGAUGCUAUGACCGCCAAACUGAACCUGACCUUUACUCAAGGCAACUUGCGGUUUGUCUUUACCAAGAACACAACUAGCAACACAGUGUUUGUCAGCAGCAUCGAAGGCCAACUGAAAUAUUCAUUUGAUAAAGACACAGCAGUGGAUCAAUCAUUCAGUAAUUAUUCACUAAGGUUACUUGAGAUGAAGAUUGGAUCAGCUUUUGUCUGCAAGCAACAGUCGGUAUCACUGGGCAACAACUUGUACUUGGAACUCAGCAAAGAACAUGUGCAAGCCUUCAACAUCACCAACGGAAAUUUUGGACCAGAUGACAUUUGCUCUGCGGAUAAAGGAAACUACAAUAUUGCCAUUGCCGUAGGAGUGGUUCUUCUCAUCCUGAUCAUCAUUGUCAUCGUUUGCUACAUCAUCAGCCGAAGGAAGAGUCAAAAUGGCUAUCAGGCUCUCUAAGUAGCCAUUCCCUGAUUGCUGCUCAAAUUUUUUCUUUGGGAUCCAUGCUUGUUUUAAGCUCCACAUUGACCUUGUUGAAUCCUAUACCACUUGAAAGAGCGCCACCCAGAGUGCAAGAUGUGUCAGGUUUUAGUACUGACAAAAGGGCUACAGUUUAAUACGUUUCAUUUUGGCUAUCGGAUAACUGCAUACAGUAUAAUUUGAGCAGAAUGGGUACCCAUUUGGAUCAUACAUUAUUUUUUCCAAAGGGAGUGAGGGGUGGAGGUGGGGUGGGAUAAGGGGCCUGCUGCUGUUUUGGAAUAAUUUGACGAGGAGCUCUGUCUCCAUUCGUUUUUCUGUAAUAAAGCUGAUUUGAGAAAAUAAAUGCUUUCAUUUUUAUAGUAAUUGCUUAUACCAGUUCCUCAUUGUUCCUCAUUGUUGCAGUUCCAGCAAUCAGUAGCAUUUUGUAGAUUGCUAAUUUUCUUGGUUAAUGCCAAUCAGAUUUCCACAAGAACAUUUCAGCUAGCAGAAGAUGGACUUUGUAUUGAAUGCCUCUGAGGGGUCUAACGUGCUAUGUUCCUGUGAAUGAAUGUAGACACCAUGGAGUUAUGGUACAUUAAAAGACUCCUUGCUCCUUAAGAGACAAUAAUGUUCUAACAUAUUGUACUUUCUUUUAUUUGACAGCAUUAUUAAAUGUUUGCUCCAUCUUCAGCUACCCCGGU
This is a messenger RNA of Polypterus senegalus (gray bichir), 1764 nucleotides long. RefSeq names its product lysosome-associated membrane glycoprotein 2. NCBI's taxonomy places the organism in Eukaryota, Metazoa, Chordata, Cladistia, Polypteriformes, Polypteridae. Bases 107 to 1063 code for a protein of 318 amino acids. Gene Ontology annotation, cellular component: membrane. The transcript has 6 exons. The record is from RefSeq and is a predicted model, not a curated record.